CUGGGUGGUGGAUGUGAGCUGGCCAUGAUGUGUGACAUCAUCUAUGCCGGGGAGAAGGCACAGUUUGGGCAACCUGAAAUCCUGCUGGGAACCAUCCCAGGUGCUGGUGGGACGCAGAGGCUGACCAGGGCGGUGGGGAAGUCACUGGCCAUGGAGAUGGUACUCACUGGUGACCGGAUUUCAGCAGCAGAGGCAAAGGAGGCAGGUCUGGUCAGCAAGGUGUUCCCUGUGGAGAAGCUGCUGGAUGCAGCCAUCGCCUGUGCCGAGAAGAUCGCCAGCAACUCCAAGCUGGUGGCUGCCAUGGCAAAGGAGUCAGUCAACGCUGCCUAUGAGACAACGCUGACAGAAGGGAACAGGACAGAGAAGCGUCUCUUCUACGCUACCUUCGCCACUAGUGACCGCAAGGAGGGGAUGACAGCAUUCGUGGAGAAGCGCAAGGCAAACUUCACCGACAGCUGA
Molecule: messenger RNA, 459 nt
Organism: Acanthisitta chloris (rifleman)
Lineage: Eukaryota; Metazoa; Chordata; Aves; Passeriformes; Acanthisittidae
Gene: ECHS1
Product: enoyl CoA hydratase, short chain, 1, mitochondrial
Exons: 5
Biological process (GO): fatty acid beta-oxidation
Cellular component (GO): mitochondrion
Molecular function (GO): enoyl-CoA hydratase activity
Source: RefSeq, a predicted model, not a curated record